This is a messenger RNA of Eupeodes corollae, 834 nucleotides long. RefSeq lists its product as uncharacterized. Lineage: Eukaryota; Metazoa; Arthropoda; Insecta; Diptera; Syrphidae. The coding region runs from base 1 to 834 and encodes 277 amino acids. The transcript has a single exon. The record is from RefSeq and is a predicted model, not a curated record. Gene Ontology annotation, molecular function: nucleic acid binding.
AUGCAUCUAAAAGUCUUAGAACCCUUAAAACGAUUUUCAAAAUGUUCAAAAGAAGAUCCUAUCCUCCUGCUCCUAGACAAUCAUACUUCGCACUGUUCACUCGAUGAUAUUUUGUAUUGCCGCGAUAAUGGGAUCGUUAUGCUUUCGUUCUCACCUCAUACGUCUCAUCGUUUGCAGCCCCUAGACGUUUCGGUGUUCGGACCAUUUAAACGACAGUGCAAGGUAUCGUUUAACAACUAUUUGGUAAACAACCCGGAGGUACCGCAGUGGAUCACAAUGUCAUCUCAGCCGUUUCUUAGAGCGUUCUCUCCAGAAAACAUAAGAAAAGGAUUUUUAUCUACAGGGAUAUCACCCUUCAAUUCUGAUAUUUUCGAAGACAGUGAAUUUUGUGAACCUGCUGGAUUCGAAGAAAAUAAAGAAACAAGGGAGUCUGCUGCUUCCUCAAUAAAUUCAUUACCUUUGAUUGAAUUCUCUAACAUCGAUACAACUGUACCAUUGCCAACAGCAGUUGCCAUUGAAGACGGUUCUACUUCAGCUGCGGCACCACUAAUUUCUGUAAUUGAAAAAACUCAUACCACACCGAAAGCUAUUCGCCCUUUUCCGAAAUUAGGGGAAAAGAAAUCCACAGGUCGUCCGGUUGCAAAGUCCAGAGUUUAUACUGAUACUCCAGAAAAAGACCGUUUAGACGAACGCGCAGCCAAAAAGAUCCUCAAGCUCCAAAUGAGGAUCAUUCCUAAGGUAAAAAAACAUAAGUUCGUCAAACGUGUACUGAAUGAUUCUUCGAGUGAAGACUGCGAUAAGUACAGCCUCCGGGAUUCGGAUACGUCACUAUGA